Hyposmocoma kahamanoa is the source of this 485-nucleotide messenger RNA. RefSeq lists its product as uncharacterized. The record is from RefSeq and is a predicted model, not a curated record. Lineage: Eukaryota; Metazoa; Arthropoda; Insecta; Lepidoptera; Cosmopterigidae. The annotation marks the transcript as partial. The transcript has 3 exons.
UGUACAGCGCGUGCGCUGCCUUAUUUUAUUUAUAACCUAUCGGCAUGCGCUCUCCCGUCCUUGCUGCCGCGUGCUUACUGCCGCUGCCGCCGCCGUCGCCGCUGCCGUCGCUGCUGCUGCUGCUGCUACUUUUUGCCGCUCUCGCGACGGCCGACCAGCGCCCACCCCGCCGCUCACUCGGUAUUGCCGGUUCUCCGUCUCACGCGGUCGCACGCGCCGUGCGGCGACAUUUCGUAACGCCCGUAGGCGGCAGCAGCGCGGCGCACCGCCAAGUAGUCGUGCGCGUGCCGCGCUACGCGCAGCCGAGGCGCCGUCGUCGCGCAGUCGUACUUACCACGCUGGCCACUGCGCCGCCGCCGCCGCUGCGCCGCUUCACUACCACCGCACGCAUGCCUAUAGCGAGUCAGUAUCUAGUUACAUUUCACACCUCGUGGAUUUUAGGGCCCCGCCCAACUAGUAACAAGUUAAUGUUGUAUGAUUAUCAA